This is a messenger RNA of Epinephelus lanceolatus (giant grouper), 2787 nucleotides long. The record is from RefSeq and is a predicted model, not a curated record. NCBI's taxonomy places the organism in Eukaryota, Metazoa, Chordata, Actinopteri, Perciformes, Serranidae.
UAUAAUUUCUACAAUGUGAUUUUAAAAAACAGUUGAAUCCCCUUUAAAUUUGGAAGAUUGAGUUCCAUUAAAACCACUUUUUUUCUCUCCCUUGAAAUAAAAGUUAAUGAAGUUGAUUCAAUUCUCAGUUCUGUUCCCCAUGACGUUAAAGUGGUGCACGUUCAUGCAAGCACAAGCAUGCCUAUACACAAGCCAGGGAAACAGAGAGCCUGUGAUUCCCAUGGCAUUUUUUCAUUGCUCUGAUUUGUGCAUGUACGUGCAUACAUGAUUCUCAUAGCAUUUUUUCAUUUCCACUGAUUCAGAUGUCUUUCAAUAUAACAGAUCAAAGAGAAGUUCAGUCCCCUCCGCGUAAAAUCAGAUAUCAACAUGAACUCAUGCCCCGUCGACCAACAUCAACAUAAUCGGCUCUCCCACAACAAUUUCAGCACGGCGAAUUGCGAAGUGCAAAAAAAUCAAAAUAAUGCCGCAUAGAACAUGAGCUUGUGUAUGCAGGUGCAGCCGCUCUAAACUGAAAUAUGGCCAGCUCCAGGAAUGUUAAUUUCUUAACUGUGAGAGCAAUCAUGUAGGCACAUCAGUUUUACUUUCGUAUUUCCCGAUCCCGUUCGGCAGCUCCUCCUUCGGCCUCUUCCAGGAACCAACCCGGCUCGGCAGCUCUAGGCCCUGAUGCCUCCGCCGCCGAACCCAAGCCCCUCGAACCGAGGCAGGCCCACUCCGUGACUCCAGCCGGUGGCUCCCGCAAUUCAAGCCCGGACUGUUUAGCCUCCUAUACCCCAGAUGAGGUUUCUGAUUCAGUCUGCUCAUCUGAUGGGGAGUGGGUACCACCGCCAAAAAAAGACAGCUCUGAGGACGAAUAUUCCAGCUUUCCUGGAGAUUAUAAAAUGGAGGAUGAGGAUGAUAACCUGAUGGAAAUUGAGAGGACAGAAUGGGUCUCCAAGAACAAGAGCAUCAAGUGGUCACCCUCUGCUGAGCAAAUGUAUCGUUAUGUGCAGGCUCCCACAAAACCUGUCCCAGGGCUGACAAAGUAUGCCAAGAGAAACAUAACGGACCAGCUGAAAUCCUGCUUGGAUUUAUUUCUGACGAAUGACAUGAUCCAGCUGAUCCUCAAAAUGACCAACCUGGAAGGCAAGCGGACUGAAAAUCAUUGGAAAGACAUCACUGAGACGGAGCUGAGGGGUUUCCUGGGCCUGCUGCUGCUGGCGGGGAUGUAUCGUUCCCGGGGAGAAAGCACCCACAGCUUGUGGGAGGAGCUGAUAGGCCGCCCGGUGUUUCGUGGUACAAUGUCCCGCAAAAAAUUUGAGCUAAUUGCCACAAAACUCCGGUUUGAUGAUAAACUGACCCGGCGAAAGCGGCUCAGUGACAACAAGCAAGGAGGAGACAUCAAGAGAGGUCGGCCAGGGGAAGAGAGUGGUGCUGCAGAUGACACAGGGGCUGGAGGGACGCACUGUCACCAUUGAUAAUUUUUUCACCAGCUACGAGCUUGGCACGGAGCUCCUGAAAAGAAAAAUGGCCAUGGUCGGCACAGUGCGCAAAGGGAAACCUGAGCUCCCUCCCCAACUUGUCAACGUGUCGGGCAGAGAAGUGCUCUCCAGCAUCUUUGCUCACACAGCGACCCACACUGUGGUGUCGUACGUACCCAAGAAAGGCAAAAACGUGGUGCUGAUGUCUACAAAGCACAGAGAAGCCUCCAUCAGCGAGGAGGUCCACAAGAAGCCAAUGAUCAUUCUCGAUUACAACAAGUCCAAGGGUGGCGUGGACAACUUGGACAAGUGUGUGGGCACUUACAGCUGCCGUCGGAAGAGCUCCAGAUGGCCCCUGACGCUGUUUUACAACAUGCUGGAUGUUUCUACUUACAACUCAUACGUCCUGUGGACCUGCCUGCACCCAAACUGGGAAAUCAAAAAGAAAUACCGCCGCCGCAUCUUCCUGGAGCUGCUAGGGAAGGAGCUGGUGAUCCCUUGCAUCCUCCAGCGUGAGCGGAUUCCCCGCGGGCCGAGUGCCGCUGCUUUCGUUCAAGCAGCCCAGGCAGCCAUGGUGGAGGGGAAGGAAGCGCACAGCGAGGAUGCCAAGGAGGCCAGAACCUCUGCAGAGGCACCUCCUCUGUCUCCAGGAGCAAAGUCGACAACACGACGACCUUGUGAAUUGUGCCCAGAGAGCAUGAAGAAGAGCAGGGUGCGCAACGUCUGUGCCAAGUGUGGCAAGUUCCUGUGCAAGGACCACACAUGGAAAGGCUGUGGGACGUGCCUUGCAGGAGGACAGUGACUGAUAGAGGACAGUUUGUCCUAAGUGUACAUAGCUAGUUCUUUAGAAAAACAUUUAAAUAAAAAGAAUAAAAAAAACCUGGAGGAAUUGAUCAAAAAUUUAUAUUUUACCAGGGGGAGCGUAGCAUGACAUAUUGUGAUCAUGAGAGGAAAUGAAAGGGCUUUUUAAAAAUCUAACAUCGCACCAAAAAAAACAAAAAACAAAUCAGUGUUGUGGGUUAUGAUUGACCCUCGCCAGACUGAGAUAGUAACAGUAAAAUAGUCUCAUUACCUGUUAGUAUGUUGAAAAUGUUUCACUAGUUAUACAUAUUUUUUUCCCGACAAAUGCAAAUAGUGGUAUAUGAUACAAACUGACAUGUAAAGGUUUAACAUUUGGUUAAAUAAUGAUUUAAAUUAAUUAAACAGUUUAAUAACAAAACAAACAUAAUAACGAAUAAAAACAAACCUGGAGGAACAGAUAAAAAAAAAAUAAAGAAAAGUGAAUAUUAAAUAUUUAGGAUGUUUUUUCUUAGCAGUGCUCAAAGGUUGA